GAUGUUAUUUUGGGCAGUGCAUCUGGACUUGGCUCAAGUGGCACCAGCCAAACCCUAGCCUUACUGACCUCUCCCCUAGAGGAGCAGGAGCAGUGCUUGAGGCUGCCCUGGGAGGGCUGAGAGACAGGCUCUGGACUGGGGACUCAGGGAUAGCCGAGCCCCAGCUGGGGGUGGAAGCUGAGCCAGGGACUGUCUUGGAGGAACAAGAUCAAGAUGCGCUUUAACUGAGAAGCCCCCAAAGCAGAGGCUGAGAAUCAGAAGGCAUUUCAGCAGACAUCUACAAAUCUGAAAGACAAAACAUGGUUCAAACAUCCAGGCACAGGCGGUCCACCCGUGGCUCCAAAAUGGUCUCGUGGUCCGUGAUAGCAAAGAUCCAGAACACACUGCAGAAGAAGAUGGUGCGAGAGUUCCUGGCUGAGUUCAUGAGCACGUAUGUCAUGAUGGUGUUCGGCCUUGGUUCCGUGGCCCAUAUGGUUCUAAAUAAAAAAUAUGGGAGCUACCUUGGUGUCAACUUGGGUUUUGGCUUCGGAGUCACCAUGGGAGUGCACGUGGCAGGCCACAUCUCUGGGGCCCACAUGAACGCAGCUGUGACCUUCGCUAACUGUGCACUGGGCCGCGUGCCCUGGAGGAAGUUUCCGGUCUAUGUGCUGGGGCAGUUCCUGGGCUCCUUCCUGGCAGCUGCCACCAUCUACACCCUCUUCUACACGGCCAUUCUUCACUUUUCGGGUGGACAGCUGAUGGUGACCGGUCCUGUCGCUACAGCUGGCAUUUUUGCCACCUACCUUCCUGAUCACAUGACAUUGUGGCGGGGCUUCCUGAAUGAGGCGUGGCUGACCGGGAUGCUCCAGCUGUGUCUCUUCGCCAUCACGGACCAGGAGAACAACCCAGCACUGCCAGGAACACAGGCGCUGGUGAUAGGCAUCCUCGUGGUCAUCAUUGGGGUGUCCCUCGGUAUGAACACAGGAUAUGCCAUCAACCCGUCCCGGGACCUGCCCCCUCGUGUCUUCACCUUCAUUGCUGGCUGGGGCAAACAGGUCUUCAGCGAAGGGGAGAACUGGUGGUGGGUGCCAGUGGUGGCACCACUUCUGGGUGCCUGUCUAGGUGGCAUCAUCUACCUGGUCUUCAUUGGCUCCACCAUCCCACGGGAACCCCUGAAAUUGGAGGACUCUGUGGCGUACGAAGACCACGGGAUAACCGUAUUGCCCAAGAUGGGAUCUCAUGAACCCACGAUCUCUCCCCUCACCCCCGUCUCCGUGAGCCCUGCCAUCAGAUCUUCAGUCCACCCUGCCCCGCCCUUACAUGAAUCCAUGGCCCUAGAGCACUUCUAAGUAGAGAUUAUUUGUGAUCCCAUCCCUUCCCCAAUAAAGCAAGGCUUGUCCCACAGCAGUAGCCCCACUUCCUGGGGGCCUCCUGUGGUCAGGCUUCCCUCCUGGGUUCUUCCGGGAGCUCUAGGGCUAUGUCUUAGCCCAAGGUGUAGAGGUGAGGCGCCUUGAGUCUUUCAUGCCCUGGGAACUGGGGUUCCCCAUGGGGAGAAUGGGGAAGAGCUGACCUGUGCCCUCAGUAGGAACAGGGUGAGAUGAAAGAAUGACAGAAACAGAAUGAGGGAUUUUCAGGCACGGGGGAAGGAAGGGCUGUUUUGGGGAAAGGACCGUAGCUGGCUGGUGGGGAGCCGGCUUUAGAAAUACUUUGAAGGGAUCCUGAGAUUGGACUCUAGACUCUCCCCUGGUUCUUCCUUUCCCCGAGUUCUGGCCAGUUCUUGGACCAGACAAGUCAAGGCCCAAGAAUGUAGAUCAGAUUUUUUUAGCCUUUUUUUCAUUAGUGCCUUCCCUAGUAGUCUUCUAGAUUUUUUUUUCUUAAUCACAUGAAAUUUUAAUAUCACAGAUAUACUAUAUAUCUGUUUAUGUUCUGUGUUUUAUACAUAAAAAAGAGUAAGAUUUUUUUUCACCUCUCCUUUUAAGAAUCAGUUUUAAUUCCCUUGAGAAUGCUUGUUAUAGAUUGAAGGCUGGUAAGGGGUUGGGCUCCUCUUUCUUCUUCCUGGUGCCAGAGUGCUCCCACAUGAAGGAAUUGGAAAGGAAGAUGCAAAAAGGGAAAUCCUUACAACACAUGAAGACACAGGAAGAAGCCUCAGAGGGCCCCAAGAGCCCCAGGGAAGCAGCCGCAGAGGCUGGGUGGGGAUGGGGGGCCAGGAUCUGCUGACCCUGGGGCCAGGCAGGAGUCACUCUGCUGCCUGGGGCUCGGAAGGCAGCAUCACCCAUGGUUCCUGUCAUUGCUCAUGCAUUUUGCCUUUCAAUAAUUAUUGUGCACCUACUGUGUGCAGGCCCUGCCUGGACACUGGGGAUGUGCAGUGGGUGCGCUGUGCUCUGCCUUUGAGGGUUGCAGUUUAAUGGGGAACAGGUAAUUAUAAGGAAGAAGGUGAGUGCAGAGUGGGAGGCUUGGAGGCUGUGGGGCUCGGGGUGGGGAAACUCACAUCCAGCCUCUGGGUCAAGGCCAGGAGGCUUCCCAGGAGGAGACAGAGCAAGGUAUGGUGGUGGGGGGUGUCCUUUUUGGGGCUGGGAGCUGCACUUUACAGUUUGAGGGGAUGGGCAGAGGAAGCUGGGCUUUGUUCUGGAGGUGGGGGACAUGGUGAGGUGAGGUUUAGAAAGCACAUCUGAGCCACAGUGUGUAGGAUGCUGGAAAUGGUGGAGACGGGCCUGCGAAGACUGCUGGGAAGCGAUGAGCCAGGAGCAGCAGCCGGGCACCUAAUAAUGGGUCAGCACUGUGGAUGUGGAGACGAGAGACGGGAUUGAUCAACACCCGAGAAGUACAAUGUGCAGGACUUGGGCUCCAUUUGGAUGGCGUGGGUGAGGGAGAGGGCGGAGUCAGAACAGACUUCCAGUUUCCAGCUUGGGCCUGGGGAUUGGAGAUGUCCCCACUGAGAGUAGGACACAAGUGAGGAAAUGGUUUGGAGAGGAAGAUGAUAAGUUACAUCAUGGACAUGCUGAGUCCGAGUUGCCUAUGGGACUUGGAAUGGGGGGUGGCAAAAGGUGUGUAAUCUUGAGCAAGAUAUUCAAGCCUUCUGGGCCUUGGUCUUAUCUGUAAAAUGACGAUAAGAAUAUUACCUCCCAUUUGUGUUGCUGUGAAAAUUAAAUGCACUACCACAUGUAAAAUGUUGAGAAUC
Messenger RNA from Rhinopithecus roxellana (golden snub-nosed monkey), 3157 nucleotides. It is a transcript of the gene AQP7, whose product is annotated as aquaporin 7. The transcript is spliced from 8 exons. Gene Ontology annotation, biological process: water transport; glycerol transmembrane transport. NCBI's taxonomy places the organism in Eukaryota, Metazoa, Chordata, Mammalia, Primates, Cercopithecidae. Bases 300 to 1328 code for a protein of 342 amino acids. Gene Ontology annotation, cellular component: basolateral plasma membrane; plasma membrane. Gene Ontology annotation, molecular function: urea transmembrane transporter activity; water channel activity; glycerol channel activity. The record is from RefSeq and is a predicted model, not a curated record.